Etheostoma cragini (Arkansas darter) is the source of this 1221-nucleotide messenger RNA. RefSeq names its product mitochondrial ribosomal protein L57 (gene mrpl57). The record is from RefSeq and is a predicted model, not a curated record. Gene Ontology annotation, molecular function: structural constituent of ribosome. The transcript has 2 exons. Gene Ontology annotation, cellular component: mitochondrial ribosome. The coding region runs from base 182 to 493 and encodes 103 amino acids. Lineage: Eukaryota; Metazoa; Chordata; Actinopteri; Perciformes; Percidae. Gene Ontology annotation, biological process: mitochondrial translation.
CCUCUUUCACCGUAGAUAGAUGACCCGGAUGUUCAAUCAAUGACCCCCAACCACCCGUGGCUCAUUUCCCCAUUGAUUUUCGUCUAGAUUGGGACUCUUUUCGCAUCUUCUCGUCGUAAAGUGAGCUGCAUUUAUCAUAGUUAGAAGGUGAAGUAACAAACAAAAUAAAUAAUUUGCCACCAUGUUCCUCACCCUCACCCUGCUACGGAAAGGCAUUCCCGGGAAGCAGUGGAUUGGAAAGUAUCGGCGCCCACGACAGAUCACAUGGCAGAUGACACGCAAUACGCUUAAGCAUCUGGAGCGUGAGGCUGAGAACGAAUACUGGAUCAGCCGGCCAUACAUGACUCCGGAGCAGGAGUACUGCCAUGCCGUAGAGCGCAGAGCCCAGAACUGGUUGAAGAUCAAGGAGGCCAAAUUUGCUAAUUUUCCUGAACACAAGCACAUCAAAGAUCACUUGAGUCAUCUGAAUAUCACUAAGACAUGGUCAAGUUAAUGUGAGCUGAGAAAUUACAUGCAAAUACUAUCUUCAUAAUGUGACAAUAUCACGUUUGUGUGAAAGAAAGUUUGAUUUCUUUAUGUGUAUUUAUAGGUGCAGGAGUUUGUAUGUCAACUGAAAAGCUACCGUGAAAAGUUGAAAUGCAACUCAUUGGAUAAAAACUGCUUAACAUUCUUCACCUGAUCUGUGGGACCUUACUUUCGCUCGCCUUAACAAAAUGCGCUUUCAAGUUCAGAAAACCAGGCAUCCCACCAGUUAUAAAAACUCUGUAAGUAGAUGGACUGUUGAAGUGUGUUAUAUGAGGUAAAUGUUGAUGGAGUUAUAUUAGUAGUCAAGAGAGGUUGGGGCAAAAUUGUCAUUUUCUGAAAGGUUAAUUUCACUGUAAUAUGCAUUCUGCUGUUUUACGUUGAAUCUAUUAAAGGGUUGUGGCUGUCAUGAAGCCCAUGUGUAGCUGAAAUUAGAGUGUUCAAUUCCUUAUGAAUCUUUGAAAUUAGAAAAAGCAGGAAGGAAUACAAUUUCAAGGUUGAUGGAAAUGCUUUCACUUCAUUAAUGGAUUCUUAUAAAAUGUAAAUCCUUUGUACAGGGAGCACUGUGAUUCUCUUAAAUCUUAAUAAUUUGCUUCUGUUUGGAAAAAUAGGAUGAUAUUUUAAUACCUUUUAGUCCGUGGCUAUUAGAGCAUAGUGCAGGAAUUUGACCCUCAAUUAAACCUCAGUUUACAUCUGCAA